CGACAUUGUUCACCGGCCGUAAAGUUAUUUACUGUUACUAGUCAUAACAUCGAACUCCAAGUGCAACUGUAUAUUUAUCAAGUCGUUGCCAGGCCUGUACAUCCGGUGAAUCAUGAUGGUAAAAUGCUCCAUCACGACCGCAGCAACCUAUGUUUAAAUCUCUAGAUCCCCAGCACUGCCAUGUGCGCUCAUUCAUAAAACUCAAAAGGUGAAUACUGUGUACGAAACACAUUUUUGGAUAUCUAGAUGGAGUAUUCGACUGCUGAUAUUGCAGCAGCGAUGAGCUUGCAGUCAACUAAGUAUAUACACAUGUCAGUGGCUACGUUCUUGAUCUAUGAUUAUGCAUGCUGUGUUCAUGAGGAGUGGAGAUUUCUGCUUCAAUCGCGCUGGACCAAGAUGAAAGGGGGAUUUACCCCGAAUGACAACGCAGAUAAAUGCCGAGCACUGGACCAUGUUGAACUGGGUCUUGACCUAGUAUUAAUCCUUUUCUCCGAAUGGUUUUUCAUUCUUAGAACAUAUGUGCUCUGGGACAAUCAUAUAAUCUUGCUCGCAGCCAUGCUGUCUAUCUUUCUCUCUCUUCUCGGCGCUUCUAGCGGUAUUGCCAUUGCCACCACUGAUACCGCAUCAUAUGCAACUAGCGUGAUCCCGGGCAUCACAGGGUGCUACCAGACUUCGACCACUUACUGGUUAUUCAUACCAUUUCUUCUCCUUUCCGUGUUGCAACUGGGACUCAUGGCGCUCACGCUUAUACGUGCCAUGCAGGACUGGCGGAGAAACUCAAACUGUCCGUACGAUGUCCUGGUGAAGCAUAACAUAUCCUAUUAUGCUUGCGGUCUUCUGUUUUCGGUAACGAAUGUCUUCAUAUUGCUGCUCCUCUAUUCCUCCUACCACGUCAUAUUGUAUGAUUUUCAGUUCAUGAUCCUUGCAAUCCUCGCCACGUGCAUGCACCUCCAUCUCUGGCAGGUGAACCAAGGCUCUAGCUCCUCCAUGCAUAUCCCAAUGUCCGACAUAUCAUUUGAAAAUGUCACGGCGUGAUGUUUCAUCUUGUGGCUUAUCAGGUGUCCUUCAUGAGGCGAUGUGGGCUUGGUAGAGUUCGUCACGUGCUUGACUUAUAGAUGAGUGGGAGUACUUGUGGCUUUGAUCUGUAGUUUCCACCCGUCGGCGGCGGCCGAUUCAGAAUCAUGCUAGAGCCAGAAUCGAGGAUGAUCUAGGUCUCCUCCUGCUACACAUGAUGUUUAUAUACUACGAGGAAUUUGAUUUGAUCACGGCAGGUCUCUUUGAUUUGUCUAUUCACUGUU
Molecule: messenger RNA, 1298 nt
Organism: Suillus bovinus
Lineage: Eukaryota; Fungi; Basidiomycota; Agaricomycetes; Boletales; Suillaceae
Exons: 15
Coding region: 247-1035 (262 amino acids)
Source: RefSeq, a predicted model, not a curated record